This is a messenger RNA of Alternaria arbusti, 378 nucleotides long. RefSeq lists its product as uncharacterized. The coding region runs from base 1 to 378 and encodes 125 amino acids. Lineage: Eukaryota; Fungi; Ascomycota; Dothideomycetes; Pleosporales; Pleosporaceae. The transcript is spliced from 2 exons. The record is from RefSeq and is a predicted model, not a curated record.
AUGUCCGACGAGGAAGAAGCUCCACUCCCCGCAACCAUCGAGAUCAACAACAACGCCGUUCUCAUCCGUAACAUCGAAAUCAUGAUGGAAGAGUUGGGAUUGCCUGACCGUGAUCACCACGCCGCCAAUGUGAACGCCGAUGCUGAGGUCGUGGCAGCAAGGAGAUCAGUUGCGCAAGCGAAGGAGCUGCUGAAGCUUGCGGACGAACGUUUCCAUCGUGUGCAUGAUAUAUCCAUUGCUCUGGGUGCGGAGAAGGGUAGGAAGAUUGGAGCCUUACGUACGCUGAUGAGGAAGACUAAAAACGCUAUGCGGGAAGAGGGGUGGGCAGAUCUUGGGGAGGCAAGUGAAGAACAUGGUGACAGCUCUGAUAGUAGCUGA